Messenger RNA from Helianthus annuus (common sunflower), 4506 nucleotides. RefSeq names its product mucin-2. The transcript is spliced from 2 exons. Bases 1 to 4224 code for a protein of 1407 amino acids. The record is from RefSeq and is a predicted model, not a curated record. NCBI's taxonomy places the organism in Eukaryota, Viridiplantae, Streptophyta, Magnoliopsida, Asterales, Asteraceae.
AUGGAGCCCUUCACGAAGCUUACGGCUCUUUUCUUAAUCUCAAUGUUCUUGGUUUCCUCAGCGAGUCUCGCACCACCUUCAAGGCGCUCUCUAGAAAGCGCUCUCUCGCCAACCGCCACUCCUUCACCUUCGACUCAAGCACCCGCACCACCAGUCGCACUUUCACCUCCUGUUCUUCCACCGGCACCAACCAUCGCGGUCCCACCACCUGUGGCACUCCCACCUGCCGUUCUUCCACCCUCCACUCCCCCACCCGUCACCCUACCCCCUACAGUUAGCCCAACCGCCACCCUUACACCCGCCCCAACAGUCGUGCCCCCACCCACUCCAAUUGUUGCCCUCCCACCUGUCAUUCAGCCACCCUCCCCACCUUCUGUUCUCUCACCGGAAUCAGUUACACCCGCCACACCCCCACCUGUUUUGUCACCAGAAACGGUACCACCGGUAGCACUCCCACCUAUAAUUAGUCCACCCGCCCCAACAGUUGCUCUCACACCAGCUCCCACAGUUGCUCUAACACCCGCCCCGACCAACGCGCUCCCACCCACCCCAACCGUUACUCCCACACCCGCUCCAACAAACGCUCUCACACCUGCCCCAACUGUCGCUCUCACACCCACCCCGACCAACACUCUCCCACCCGCCCCAACCAACUCUCUCACACCUGCCCCAACGGUCCCUCUCACACCCGCCCCAACCAACGCUCUCCCACCCGCCCCAACCAACGCUCUCACACCCGCGCCUACUAACGCUCUCACACCCGCCCCAACAAACACUCUCACACCUGCCCCAACCAACGCACUCACACCGGCCCCAACCAACGCACUCACACCGGCCCCAACGAACACUCUUACACCGGCCCCAACCGUCGCUCUCACUCCCGCCCCAACCAACUCUCUCACACCUGCCCCAACAGUUACCCUCACACCAGCCCCAACCAAUGCUAACACACCCUCCCCAACCAACGAACUCACACCAGCCCCAACGAACACUGUUACCCCCGCCCCAACCAACGCUCCGCCACCCGCCCCAACCAUCGCUCCACCACCCGCCCCAACCAACGCUCUCACACCUGCCCCUACCAACGCUCACACACCAGCCCCAACAAACUCUCUCACACCCGCCCCAACUGUUGCCCUCACACCAGCACCAACCAAUGCAAUCACACCUGCGCCAAACAACGCACUCACACCAGCCCCAACGAAUACUCUCACACCCGCCCCAACCAACUCUCUCACACCUGCCCCAACUGUUGCCCUCACACCAGCCCCAACCAAUGCUAUCACACCCGCCCCAACCAACGGUCUGCCACCCGCACCAACCAUCGCUCCACCACCCGCCCCAACCAUCGCUCCACCACCGGCCCCUACCAACGCUCUCACACCUGCUCCAACCGUCGCUCUAACACCCACCCCAACCAAUGCUCUCACACCCGCCCCUACAAACGCUCUCACACCCGCCCCAACCGUAGCACUCACACCCGCCCCAACUGUUGCUCUCACACCUUCCCCAACGGUUCCCAUCACACCAACCCCAACUAAAGCCCCCACACCUGCCCCAACCAACGCACAAACACCAGCCCCAGCCAACGCUCUCACCCCAACCCCAAUUAACGCUCUCCCACCCGCCCCAACCGUCGCUCUACCACCUGCCCCAACCAACACUCUCACACCCUCCCCUACCAACGCUUUCACACCUGCCCCAAUCGUCGCUCUCACACCCGCCCCAAACGUUGCUCUUACACCUGCCCCAACCUUUGCCCUCACACCAGCCCCAACAAACGCUCCCACAACAGCCCCAACCAACCCUCCCACACUCGCCCCAACCAACGUAGUCACCCCCGCCCCAAACAACGCUCUCCCUCCGGCCCCAACUAUCGCUCUCACACCCGCCCCAAACAACGCUCGCACACCUGCCCCAACUGUUGCUCUCGCACCUAGCCCAACGAACUCUCUCCCACCCGCCCCAACCAUUGCUCUCACACCCGCCCCAACUAACACUCUCCCACCCGCCCCAACUGUUGCCCUCACACCUGCCCCAACGGUUGCUCUCACACCUGCCCCAACCGAUGCCCUCACUCCUGCCCCAACGGUUGCUCUCACACCUGCCCCAACCGAUGCCCUCACACCUGCCCCAACCGUCGCUCUCACACCAACCCCAACCAACGCUCCUACACCCGCCCCAACGAAUACUUUACCACCUGCGCCAAGCAAUUCUCUCUCACCUGCCCCAACCAUCGCUCCCACACCAGCCCCUACCAACUCUAUCACACCUUCGCCAACUGUAGCCCUCACACCUGCCCCAACCAACGUUCUCGCACCAGCCCCAACCAUCGCUCUAACACCUGCCCCAACCGUUGCUCUCACACCUGCCCCAACCAUUGCCCUCACACCCACCCCAACUAACGCUCCCACACCGGCCCCAACGAAUACUUUACCACCUGCGCCAAGCAAUUCUCUCUCACCUGCCCCAACCGUCGCUCCCACACCAGCCCCUACCAACUCUAUCACACCUUCCCCAACUAUUGCCCUCACACCUGCCCCAACCAACGCUCUCCCACCAGCGCCAACCAUCGCUCUAACACCUGCCCCAACCGUUGCUCUCACACCUGCCCCAACCGUUGCCCUCACACCCACCCCAAACAACGCUCCCACACCCGCUCCAACAAACGCUCCCACACCCGCCCCAACGAAUACUUUACCACCUGCGCCAAGCAAUUCUCUCUCACCUGCCCCAACCGUCGCUCCCACACCAGCCCCUACCAACUCUAUUACACCUUCCCCAAUUGUAGCCCUCACACCUGCCCCAACCAACGCUCUCGCACCAACCCCCACCAUCGCUCUAACACCUGCCCCAGCCGUUGCUCUCACACCUGCCCCAACCGUUGCCCUCACACCCGCCCCAACCAACGCUCCCACACCCGCCCCAACGAAUACUUUACCACCUGCGCCAAGCAUUUCUCUCUCACCUGCCCCAACCGUCGCUCCCACACCAGUCCCUACCAACUCUAUCACACCUUCCCCAACUGUUGCCCUCACACCUGCCCCAACCAACGCUCUCCCACCAGCCCCAACUAUCGCUCUAACGCCUGCCCCAACCGUUGCUCUCACACCUGCCCCAACCAUUUCCCUCACACCCACCCCAAACAACGCUCCCACACCCGCCCCAACCGACGCUCACACACCAGUCCCAGUCAUCGCUCUCACCCCCUCCCCAACAAACACUCUCCCACCAGCCCCAACUAACGCUUUCUCACCCGCCCCAACCAACGCUCUCACACCCGGCCCAACCGUCGCUCUCACACCCGCCCCAACCAUCGCCCUCACACCUGCCCCAACUGUCGCUCUCACACCCGCCCCAAACAACGUUUUCCCACCACCCCCAACUGUUGCUCUCACACCUUCCCCAACUAUUUCUCUCACACCUGCCCCAACUAUAGCUCUAACACCCGCUCCAACUAAUGCUCUAACACCCGCCCCAACCAAUGCUCUUUCACCUGCCCCAACCGUUGCUCUCACACCUGCCCCAACCGUUGCUCUCCCUCCCGCCCCAACAGUCGCUCUCACACCAGCCCCCACCACCGCUUUUACACCUGCCCCAACUGUCGCUCUCACACCCGCCCCAACUGUCGCUCUUACACCUGCCCCAAGCAUUUUCUCACCACCACCUUGCCCACCUAUCGCUCUCCCACCACCUGUCAGUCCACCAGUUAACCCACCACCAAAAGAGAAACCCUGCCCACCCGUCGCUCUCCUACCACCUGUCAGUACACCAGUUAACCCACCACCAAAAGAAAAACCCUGCCCACCAGUCGCUCUCCCACCAGUCACUCCGUCGGUUAACACACCACCAAAGGGGAAACCCUGCCCACCCCUUGCUAUCCCACCACCUAUUACUCCACCAGUUAACACACCACCAAAGGGGAAACCCUGCCCACCACCAAAUUUUACGCAUGUUCCACAAGCAACAUGUCCAAUUGACACUCUAAAGCUGGGAGCAUGUGUGGAUCUUCUUGGAGGAUUAAUCCACAUUGGUUUGGGUGACCCUGUGGUUAAUAAGUGUUGUCCUGUUCUUGCCGGAUUAGCCGAGCUAGAGGCUGCAGUUUGCCUGUGCACAACUUUAAAGGUUAAGCUUUUGAACCUCAACGUUUAUCUACCACUCGCUCUUCAACUGCUAGUUACUUGUGGCAAGACCCCUCCUCCUGGUUACACUUGUCCUCUCUAAAUUUACAAGCUCCCUACUCAGGUACUCCAGUUUAGAGUUAUUACAAUAGUUUAAUACAACUGUAUAACUAUGCACUCAAACCCUGAACGGCCGAAGCUCUCCUUAAGAAGUACACCCACCAAGAAAUCAAGAAUCAAACCCUCAACUUUAGUUUAUGUUUUGGAACAAUAGUUAUAACGUAUAACACGUGGUGAAUUCUUAUCGAGAUGAUUACUAUUCAUGAUUUGGUCUUGUGUGUGUAUAAAUAAUACCCUUAAGACAUUAUUGAGUUCUUAUAUACAC